Microthlaspi erraticum is the source of this 969-nucleotide messenger RNA. The record is from the annotation of a GenBank genome assembly. Lineage: Eukaryota; Viridiplantae; Streptophyta; Magnoliopsida; Brassicales; Brassicaceae.
AUGGUCAAGAGAAGACUAGCCGUUCUGGUCGGCUGCAACUACCCCAACACAAGGAACGAGCUUCACGGCUGCGUCAACGACGUUUUAGCCAUGAAAGAAACUCUAUUGACCCGUUUCGGAUUCAAACAAGACGACGUCGAAGUGCUAACGGACGAGCCAGAGUCAAAGGUGAAGCCGACCGGUGCAAACAUCAAGGCUGCUUUACGUAGAAUGGUGGAUAAAGCUCAAACCGGAUCUGGAAACGUUUUGUUCUUCCACUACAGUGGCCACGGAACUCGGAUUCCUUCGGUUAAACCAGCUCAUCCUUUUAAAAAAGACGAAGCUAUUGUUCCUUGUGAUUUUAAUCUCAUCACAGAUGUUGAUUUCAGAGAAUUGGUCAAUCAACUUCCUAAAGGAACAAGCUUUACCAUGAUCUCUGAUUCUUGCCACAGCGGUGGCCUAAUCGACAAUGAGAAAGAACAGAUCGGACCCUUUUCUGUCUCCAGCGAUGGAUCUCCAGCCACGGAGACAACGACGAAAAUGACAACAAUAACAUCACGUGCCUUGCCCUUCAAGGAAGUCCUCGACCACUUGAGUUCUCUCACCGGAAUCUCAACUUCCGACGUUGGCACACACCUACUCGAGCUAUUUGGCGGCGACGCUGGCCUUAAAUUCCGGUUACCGGCUAUGGAACUGAUGGAUCUUUUGGAGAGUAUGACGGCGCAUGAGAGACACGUGGACGCUGGGAUAUUGUUGAGCGGGUGUCAGGCGGAUGAGACUUCUGCUGACGUCGGCGUUGGCGGUGGGAAGGCGUAUGGAGCGUUUAGCAACGCGAUUCAGAUGGUUUUGAAGGAAAAUGGAGGUACCUUGAAGAACAAGCAACUAGUGAUGAUGGCUAGGGAAGUGCUUGAGAGACUAGGGUUUCACCAGCAUCCUUGUCUCUACUGUAGCGAUCAGAACGCGGACUCGACUUUCCUGUCGCAACCUUGA